Molecule: messenger RNA, 930 nt
Organism: Glycine soja
Lineage: Eukaryota; Viridiplantae; Streptophyta; Magnoliopsida; Fabales; Fabaceae
Product: NDR1/HIN1-like protein 10
Exons: 1
Coding region: 112-795 (227 amino acids)
Biological process (GO): defense response to other organism
Source: RefSeq, a predicted model, not a curated record
ACAAGCAUACCAUUUAUCCUAUCCUAUAUAUGCGUAAUUAAGUACUCCUCCUUCCAUCACAAAAUCUCGCUUCAUUCAUUGGCUUCUUCCACUCCUCACAAUAACAUCAACAUGGCUGAUAAGCAAUCCCAACUAAACGGUGCGUAUUACGGCCCCGCAAUCCCUCCAUCGGAGCUGCCACGUCACCACCACCGUGGCCGACGCUGCUGCUGUUGCCUCUUCAGCUUCUUCUGGAAGCUUCUCCUUGCCAUCGUCGUCUUCCUCGUUGUCGUAUUCCUCGUCUUCUGGGCUGUGGUCCAGCCACGCACCUUCAAGCUCCAUGUCACCGACGCCAAACUCACCCAAUUCAACCUCACCACCAACAACAAUAAUAACAUUAACAUGCUCCGCUACAAUCUCGUUCUCAAUCUCACUGCACGAAACCCUAACAAAAAACUCAACAUCUACUACGACCAAGUGGAGGGCCACGUGUCCUACGAGGGGAUGAGGUUCGCCUCAGCGGACCUGAUCACAUGGCGAAACUCCUUCCGCCAAUACACAAAGAGCACGAACAACAUGAGCGGGGUUUUCACGGGGCAGCACGGGUUGGUGUUCGAUGGCGAUCACGUGAAGGAUUUCGAAAAAGAUGAGAGAGGUGGGGUUUUUGAUAUUGAUGUGAAGCUUUACUUUAACAUUAGGUUUAGGCUUGGUGACUUCAUAGGAAGUAGCUCAAGGGUUAGGGCGAAGUGCGAGCUUCAGGUUCCUUUGGUUUCGAGGGGAGUGUUUCUUCCCACCAGGUGCCAUGUCAAAUUCUGAUGAGGGUCCCCGUUUCACGUGCAUUGCAUUUAAUUUUGUCACUCAUGUUUAUUAAAUUCGUUGGUUGGAUUUUCAUUUUUAAUUUCUCCCCUUAUAGAUUGUUUAAAUUUACAUAGUAUGGCUUUUUCUUCUUUC